UUAUAAUUUGGGAAGCCAUUUUGUUCUCUGCGUUUUGUUCCCGCCUAUGUUUACUUAAUAAAGGGAAUAAAUAUCUUCAAAAGGACGCUACUUCGUUACAAAUGUUGUAAAGAACACUAAUUCACAGUAUUUAAAACCCAAUAUCAAUCAUUUGCAGUGUGUGCUUAAGACUAUUUAAUAAUGUUUUGGAAGUUUAAUCUGCUAACAUCUUCACAUAUAGAUACUCUGUUGGAUAAAGAGGAUGUCACACUCCGUGAGCUUAUGGAUGAAGAUGAUAUUCUGCAAGAAUGUAAAGCUCAAAAUCGAAAAUUGGUUGAUUUUUUGAUUCAGCCAGAAAACAUGGAGGAAAUGGUCAAACUUAUAACUGUAGAGCCUCCUAUGGAUGUUGAUGAGAAAAUUAGAUUCAAAUAUCCUAACACUGCCUGCGAGCUCCUGACUUCUGAUGUCACACAGAUCAACGAGAAACUUGCAGGUGAUGAAGAACUGGUUGAUAAGCUUUAUACCUUCCUUGAAGGAGAGAAACCAUUGAAUCCACUGUUAGCUUCAUUCUUCAGCAAAGUUAUGGGGCUGUUAAUUACCCGGAAAAGUGAUAUGAUCUUUGAAUACCUAAAAGCCAAACCAGACUUUGUAGGAAGUCUCCUGCUUCACAUUGGAACAUCAGCUGUCAUGGAUUUGUUGCUUCGUCUAAUUACCUGCAUAGAAUCAACAGACACACGCAGAGCUGUAAUAGAGUGGCUAAAUGAUCAGAAGAUUGUUGAAAAACUGGUUGAUUCCAUUGUUGUUGCCAAAGAUGAAGAUAUCCAUUGUAAUGCUGCACAGUCAUUGUGUGAUAUUGUUCGCUUGGGCAGAGAACAAUUUAUACAGCAGCAUGAUUCUUCUGAUCCUGAUCCCCUCCUAGUCACAAUGGAAAAGGAAAUCACAGUCUCCAAACUUCUCUCCAACAUGUUUGACUCAGAUAAGAAUGAAUCUGUUCUUGUAAAUGGUCUCUGUGUUAUUCACACAUUGUUGGAAGUUAGAAGGCAAAGUUCUGACAUAAAUGAUCAGCUUCCUAAUGGUGAAACUGACAGGUAUACACAAGGCAUUAACAAUGUUAUAGCAGCCAUCAUUCCAAGGUUAAAGGAUUUUCAUGAUUUGCUGGUUAAUCCACCCAAGCAACGGUAUAGCACCAUGCCAACAUCUGUCGGCACUUUGGAUCCGCCCUUAGGAAACACCAGGCUUCAGGUGGCUAAGCUAGUCACAGCUUUGGUUGGUGCUAACAUGCAUGAAGUGAAUGUAGAGUUGGCAAGUCUUGGAACUAUUCAAACUCUUCUUAAUUUGUAUUUUAAAUAUGAGUGGAAUAAUUUUCUUCACACACAAUUAGAGCAGUGCCUGCUUAUCAUACUUAAUAAUGGACCCAUUGAAAUAGAUGGCAAACAUGAGCACCCACUACUGAUACAGUUAUUUAUUGAGUACAAUUUAAUACAAAGGCUUCUGAGUGAAUGGGAGGACAACGAUCAGCAGCAAAAUGCACCUUCUGGAAAAAGGCGCGGUUUUAUGGGUCAUCUAACCAAAAUGGCUAAUUCCAUCGCUGCACUAGUAGAAAAAUCUGAGAAUAGUCUGGUAAAGGAUCAAUUUAAUGGGCUUUCAGAGGAUAUUCGAACAAAAUGGGAAGCUUUUGUUGCUGGUUCUUUAGCAGAAGUAAACAAGAGGAACACAAUAGAGUUGAUGCGUGGUCAUCCACUUGCAUCAAGCAGUGAGGAUGAUGAUGCUGACUUCAAGGAUAACCCUUUCCCUGGAGACACUGCCAUGCAACAGGCCUUCUCGGAUUAUCAGUUACAGCAGAUGACCAGUAAUUUUAUUGACCAGUUUGGCUUCAAUGAUGAAGAGUUUGCUGAACAGGAUGAUAAAAUUGAGUCAUCUUUCACAGAUAGGAUAUCAAGUAUUGAUUCUGAUGUGGUCGAGACAAAUCAAACGGGUACUGCCCUCUUUGAACAGGUAUGUAAUGAGAGGAUCCAGCAGUUUGAAAAUGAUGAUAGUGAUGAAGACAUCUGGGAAGAGAAACCUAUAACAUUAGCUCAUCAAGGAAGAUCAGAACGUUUACCGGCUGCUACUGCAAGGUGCAACAGUAGCGAUGAAGACAGCACAGAUAGUGGUGAAGAAUUAGACUCACCUGUAAAAAUUGUACAACAAACAACAGAAGGCAUGGAUGUGGAUAAUGCAGAAAAUGUUUGGUCAGCAGAUUCCAGUUCUCAUACAGAGCACACUGCAAUGGACACUACAUCUCCCUGGGAGAAAUCUACUGCUCCGGCCAUGCCUUCAGCUCAGGAAGCCUGGGCAGACUUUACCAGUGUUCCAACGCAGUCCGGUGAAGACGAAAACUGGGCAGAUUUUGCAGCAUUUAGUGAUAUCCAGUCAACCACUCAUGGUCCUAGAAGCAGUUCUCCGGUAGCGAUGGACACCACAGAAAACACAAGGAGUAGUUUAUAUGUUGUGUCAUCAAAUUCGACCAACCUUGGCAAAGGUGAUAUGCCAGCUGUUCCUUUGAGUUUACAAGGUGUUUCAUCUUCUGAGUCUACUGAUAUACGCCUCACAGAUUUGGAAGAUGACAAUUGCAUCCCUCAACCUGACUCGACAUCACAGAACCAGGAGCUUGAGCCAAAAACCUCCAAUUGUAUAGACAACAACAAUCAACCUCCACCCCCAGAUUCAUCCCCUCCUCCUCUUCCUUCCACCCUUUCUCCAGCCGAUUCACAAGUUACUAGUACUUCCUCCGAAACAGCUCAGCUGUUAACCAGCGAUGGGAUAGAAAAUGCUUCCUCAGAUUCAACAUCAGCCCAUGUGUCCUCUUCAUUACCCACCAAAGAGGGCAGCUCUGUUGAUCUUGUCACAAGCUACCCCUCUGCAGUCGUUGAUGCCCCUUCAUCUUCCAGCUCUACAGAUGUUCAGGUGACUUCAUCACCACCAGACAAUCAAAGGCAAAAUGUAGAGAAAGAAGGUUGUGAUGGAAAUGACUUAGGGGACAAUUUCAACUUCCUUGCAGCAUCAGGACUGCUGAAGAAAGCUAGUCCUUUACCAGCAGCCUGCCCUUCUAGUAGACUUCCAUCAGAACUACAGGGCAACGGACCAGUUGCAGCACCAUCCUCUCCCCCUGCUGCAGCCGUACCACCACCAAUACUUAACAGCACCACUUUGCUAGCCAGUGGUGAAGACACUGCGAGUCAAGAGCCUGACACUACAGACUGCACAUUAACACAAGCUCAAAAAAUUGAACAAGCAAGAGCUCAGGCUAAAGAAGCUCAGGAAAUGUAUGAUGCUGCAACUGUUGUACACAAUGGACCUGUUUGACGAUCAUUACUAAACCAUUAAUUUGUCCCAUCUUCCACCCUUGUUGUCUUGAAUGCCCUGUAAAUAAUUUGUAAUUAUAAUUCAGCCUACACCUCUUAUAGAGAGGUUCUACUGAUUCCAUGGCUUCAAGUUCAUUGGCAGUUUAACACUUUGUAAUAUACACAGGUUUUUUAUGUUAAUAUACUUGAUGGCCUUUAGAAAAUAAAAUGUUUCACCAAAACAUUUCCUAAUAUGGAAACAGUAUUCCUCUUUUUGUUUUAAACAUUUUAUAGUGGGAUAUAACUAGUUUCCCAUUGUUAUGAGAGAUAGGAUUUUGUUGUAAAGCAAACGUAGGCACUCAUGUUUCUUGACCAAAUAAUGUUGAAUUGAAUUUUAUUCAUUGUGCAUUGUUGCGGAAAUGAUCAGUGUUGUCCUUGUGAUCCUAAUUUAUGCAUUAAGAUGCAAAGUAAUUAAGAAAAACAUUUCUUGACAUUUAAUGCUCUACUGGUGAUCUCAUCACUUAUCUUUCAUUAACUAGUUUGUCAGUAAACUUCCGAAAUUCUAGUUGUUUUUUUUUGUUUUUUUUCUACUGAACUUAAAAAUAAAUUAAGAAAAAAAUACCCAUGCAAUUUUUUUUUCUGGCUAGAAGAAUGUUUCAACUGGAUCUCAGUAGUGGCAUAUUAGUGGGUUAUGCAACUUUCUACCCAAGUCUUUGUCUCAUUAGCUUUGAAAUGUAUACAUGUUAUCUUUACAAGACAGUUUUUUUAUGUUAAUAAAUUGUGUGAAAGUAGUACCACAUCCCAUAUGCUUUAAUUUUUUACCUCAAUGAUUCACGCUAAAACAAAUUAGUCACUUAAAUUUUUUUUUUAAUUUGUAAACCAAAUUAGCACUCUGUAUGACGAGUGUAUUACAAAACCUGUCAGACAAAUUUUAUGAAUAUAUUAAAUUAUGCCAGGCAUUCAGUGCUAUAUUGCUUACAUAUUCUCAUUAUUUCUUCUACUAUUUAAGUUAAGGCUGAUUGUACCUUAUACUCAAACAUCACUAAUUAGGUGAUGGUCAAAGGCUAACAUAAAAUAAUGCAAAAUGAAGCAUAAGAAAAAUGUUGAGAAACACUGUCAAAUGCCAAUUAUUAAAGUGUUCUACAACCACAUAUAACCAAAAUUUCAGAGACCGUGGUCUAUUACUAUCAAUUUUUGGAGGAGAUAGACUUAACACUAAAUUAUAAGAAUCACCUUCUGAAUAUUUAAUGAAACCCACAUCAUGUAUAUAUAGGUGUAACAAAAUUAUCCUAUUUAUAAUUAUCAAUAGACAUUUUCUUGUAGCUAGCUUUUAUUUAAAAUUUCUUUAAAAAGACCGUUUCAUUUUAAGUUCAGUGUGCAAUUUUGUUUUUAUAUCUCGGAGAAAAAAAUGUUUUAUUGGUAUGUGUAGCGGUGAGUGCUGUAAAUCUGCAUGUUGUAUGAUCAUGUCUUAUGUACUUACACUUUCAUUGUUGCCAGGUUUUUUAAAAACAAAAACCAAAAUCAUGUCAUUACACUGCUGUGAAUAUUGUUGCGUUCAACACUUUACACUGCAAAUAAAAAAAAAAGCUCUGUGCUGUUUUUAAUUAUGUAGAUAUUUAUGACUGUAGGUCAGUGUGGCUCCUAUGGCUGUAGGUCAGAAUGGCUCAUGUGGCUGUAGGUCAGUGUGGCUCCUAUGGCUGUAGGUCAGUGUGGCUCCUAUGGCUGUUGGUCAGUGUGGCUCUAUCAGACCAGUGUGAACACAUUAAGUGUGGGUCACUGGUUAUAUCAUUGUUUGGCUGCUGGGGCUAAUUUUAUUCAUGUAUAUCCAAAACAAGACAUUCUAAGUAAUUAAUUAAUUCCUGGUGAACAUUUUAUGAUUAAUUUUUUUUCACUAGAUUUUUUGAGAUGUGUAACUUAAAUGUUUUAAAUGUGUUGCUAAUAGCUAUAUUUGAGUAGAAAUCCAGAUCAGCUCUAUAAUUUCAUAGUUUUUGUUUUGGUAUUUAAAGUCAUUGCUUCCUGAACUACUUGUAGUUAUUGAAUACUGUGGUCAAACUUAAGCUUUAGUGUUUUAUAGGGUAACAGAACCAGAGUAAUGUUUGUGAAUUUUUAAAACUUUUUCAAAAGAGUGUUGGUUUUUUUUUUUUUUUAUACUGAAAAACAGUCCUUAGCACUGUUGAUAGUCAUAAAAAAAUGUACAUUCUAUUUUAUUUUAGUUGCUAAACUUGAAAUUGUUUUGCAUUCUAGGAAUGCCAUAGGUACCAUGACAAAGAAAUCAAUGAACACUGGUGGAUAGUGAGCGUGGGUUUCUUGUCAUUUUCUUGUACAUCAUCCAAUGAAUUAUUGUGCCUUCCAGUUUGUAUGUUAGUUGUUAGGCAAAUUUUAAAAAUUCUGAUAUAGGGUGUCUUUAUCACAUUAAAACCAAUUGGUUUUACAUAAUUAAAAAAAAAUUACUCUGAUAAAACGUGUCACUGGAACUCUUAGCACCAAGUUUAAUGUUGUGCAACUGUAGUUAUGCAUUGCUCACAAUUUUUAAACACAAAAAAAGUACUUGUUAAUUUUUAUAUGAAGAUAUAUUUUUAUUCUAUAUUGUAUAUGUUUUCAACCAGAGACUUGUGUGCUCUUGUAUAAUGCAUUCAACAUACAGGCAGGGAUCUCAUUACAGAUACCUGCUUACAUUUUAAUGAUCAUUAGGGCGUGUGGGAGAGAUGAUGUAAGUGUGGAUGUGUGCAAUUUGUUUCAUGUGUAUAUUUUGACGUAGUUGAAUUAUGUAAAUAAGUACGAAAAAUGUUAAUAAACUGAAGACUAAUAAUUUAACAACCA
This is a messenger RNA of Physella acuta, 6122 nucleotides long. RefSeq names its product serine/threonine-protein phosphatase 6 regulatory subunit 3. Gene Ontology annotation, cellular component: nucleus; cytosol. NCBI's taxonomy places the organism in Eukaryota, Metazoa, Mollusca, Gastropoda, Physidae. Gene Ontology annotation, molecular function: protein phosphatase binding; protein phosphatase regulator activity. The record is from RefSeq and is a predicted model, not a curated record.